AUGCACGGGAACGUUGCCGUCUCAACUCGGUCAGUCUUUUGCUUGGCCGCCGCCGCCGGAGUCUACUCGUAUAGUCGCCGCUCCAUCGUCGCAACCUUGGCAUCUUGGGUUCCUCGCGUCUCACUCCACAGCGCCCUUGGCGCCGCCCGCGCGGCUGCCCGACUCGCUUCAAGGCGUCGCACCGCCGACAGCAGCAGGGCGGGGAGAGUGACAUGA
Purpureocillium lilacinum is the source of this 216-nucleotide messenger RNA. Lineage: Eukaryota; Fungi; Ascomycota; Sordariomycetes; Hypocreales; Ophiocordycipitaceae. The record is from RefSeq and is a predicted model, not a curated record.